This is a messenger RNA of Closterium sp. NIES-67, 734 nucleotides long. Lineage: Eukaryota; Viridiplantae; Streptophyta; Zygnematophyceae; Desmidiales; Closteriaceae. The record is from the annotation of a GenBank genome assembly.
UGUCGUGAAGCAGGCGCAGCGCGCAAUGGAGCGCGUGGCGAAUCGGCAAUCCGAUUGGACGGCGUCGAAACGGGACAAAGCGGACAUGAGAGCAAUGGCUGACGAGCAGAAGCUCGUGCUGAGUAAGGCGAAAAAGGACGCGGACGACGCGACUGGACUCUACUUCAAGUACGUUAACGACGCGAAGACGUUACCGUCAGCUGUCAAACAGCUGACGGUGAAAGCGACGGAGGCGGCUAAGGCCGUGAGAGAUAACAAGGCCCCGCUUGCUCAAGCCGCGGCGUUCCGCGCUCAGGCGGAAGCGAAGUCUAAGGUGCUCAAGGCGCGCGCGGAGACGUUCAGGGCGGCUGCGCAGCAGGCGGAAGCGGACUCCGCCGCUUACGACAAGGCGCACUCCCCCGACUGGAAUACGGGCAAGGGAAGCGGCAACGGUAACAGCAACAGCAACGGCAACAGCGACAACAAUGGCAACAACAACGGCAACGGCAACACUGGCAGCAGCGGCAGCACUGGCACUAGCAGCAGCGGCAGCAGUGGCAGCAGCAGCAGCAAUGGCAGCACUAGUAGCAGCGGCAGCACCGGCAGCAGCAGCAGCAGCAAUGACAGCACUAGUAGCAGCGGCAACACUGGUAGCAGCAACAGCAAUGGCAGUACACGUAGCAGCAGCAGCAGCGGCCACGGCAACAACAAGUAAUGGCCAUAAGGCCAGAGAAGCAUAAAGCAACAUAAUACAG